This is a messenger RNA of Capsella rubella, 840 nucleotides long. Its product is annotated as cysteine protease inhibitor WSCP. Gene Ontology annotation, molecular function: endopeptidase inhibitor activity. Bases 28 to 756 code for a protein of 242 amino acids. The transcript has a single exon. The record is from RefSeq and is a predicted model, not a curated record. NCBI's taxonomy places the organism in Eukaryota, Viridiplantae, Streptophyta, Magnoliopsida, Brassicales, Brassicaceae.
GAGGAUUUCUAUAAAUACCAAUACAAAAUGUAUUUACUCUCACAACUCACCAAAACCCUUAAAACAAUCACAAUGAAGAAACCUUCGGUAGUCUCAUUUCUCAUUACUCUCUUGUUGGCUGCAGCUGUCUGCAUUCAAGGAAGCGAGCCGGUGAAGGACACCGCCGGAAAUUCACUUCAGCCGGGUAAACAAUACUUCAUCCAGCCGGUUCAAACGGGGAGAUACGAAGGAGGUGGUCUUGUCCCAUCCGGCAUUGCAACAUUUCCGACCUUUUGUCCACUUGGCAUCACCGAAACACGCCGUCGAUUCGAACCGGGCCUUCCGGUUAGCUUUGCUUCACCACUUGGCGUGGUAGAAUUUGUUACGACAUCUUCCAUUGUAAAUAUCGAGUUCCACUCCGACGACUGGCCGGUGUGCAAGGAGUAUUCCAAGUUAUGGAAAGUGGAUGAUUCCUCAUCGGUUCCCAAUAUGCAAGCAAUUACCAUAGGUGGUACACAGCUGGCACAAAACAGCCAGUUUAAGAUUGAGAAAGCAGGAACAGAAGCAAACACUUACAAGUUCACCAGCGUUACCGGAGCAGGAACGGUUGGAUUCACCCCACAGGGGUUUUUACAAGCCCCACAAAUAGUUCUUACCAAUGAUAAUGCUAAGACCUUAGUCGUCAAAUUCAAAAAGGUUGAUGAUGCUACUACGGCUUCUACUUCUACUUCUCGCAUUGACAAGUUAGCCGCCCUCAGGAUGUUCCCUUUCUACUAGUGAACCAGUCAAAAUCAUGUAAUGUAAAACCCCGAGACUCUUCAUGACCAUGGCCAAAUAUAAUGGAUUGAGAUAAUACUAGCA